Molecule: messenger RNA, 1428 nt
Organism: Symbiodinium pilosum
Lineage: Eukaryota; Dinophyceae; Suessiales; Symbiodiniaceae
Source: the annotation of a GenBank genome assembly
AUGUCGAGAAGUAUUUUUGUGCAGCUGGCGUUGUGGGCGUUGACCCUGCGGAUUGUAGGGGCCGCCAAAGGCAAUCUGCGCCAGUUCACUGUCUUCUCGGAUCCCAUAUUCCUUCGCCGGGGCGAAGUGCACAACCGAUACGUUCUUCCAACGAAGUUGCCCGAUGAGAUCGUGCGAAUGUUUGCGAACAAGACCAUGCACCUGAAGAGUGCCGACCUUGAUAUUGUGCUAGUCAACAACAAGACUGGUGAAAAGCUUUCGGCACCACUGUACAUCACGUACAACCACCAUCAUGCCUUGCUCCUUGGUCCCUCGGAAGAUUUGAUGAAGCUGUACAACUACUCCAAAGACAAGGAUCCUCUUGACCCGCGGGGCUUUCCAAACCAGACCCACAAGCACCAUCACCAUCGCGGGUGUGCAAUGAAGCGGGCCUCCUUUGAAGCGAUCUUGGCCGAAGCUUUGCCGGAGUCCCGCCGCCACGGCAUUUCCGUGUUUGGAGGUGCCAGCGGAGCAGAGUAUCGAGGAACUCCUACUCGAUUGGCCGGCGACUACACGUAUGACGUCAAGUCACCAGAGAGCUUCAUGGUGCUCAUGCACUUCAUCAACACCCAUGGAGUUCCACGAGAUCAGAAACUUUGGGAGUGCCCUUGCACAUCCCGGUCAAAGAUCAACGUGACCAACGGGACAAUUGAUGGAAGAAAGCCACUGCGUUUCCAGUGCUCCCAGCAGCUCUUGGAUGAGGGCAACACUGGCUGCAGUCUGGCAACCUACCAAGGUGGGUACAGGUGCUGUGAGCAUGGCGUCUUCCUCACUGAAGAGCUUCCAGGGCCCGACGCGCCCGUGGACCAGAUUGAGGCCAAGUUCACCUUCGAAUACUAUGAACUGGACUCACCCGAGACUAAAGUUGCAAGGCCAACUAUGCAACCAUCCUGUUGCGAUGCCACAGCCGGCUACCUGGUCAAUACCUCUUACUUUGCGAACAUCGAAUAUGACGUGCCGCAGUGUGCAGCUGGCGUACCAUAUGACCAUUGCGUGCACGUCAUCGAGAGCAUUGAGUAUUUCGAUGCAGGCAGUAACCAGGACCCAAAUGAGGAGUUUGAGUUGGUACACGCCUGGGGCCACCAGCACGUGGCAGGAAUCGGCCUUGAGCUUUUCCGAGUUUCCACCGGUGAGCUGUUGUGCCGCAGCCAUCCCAAGUAUGGAACAGGAGUGCAAGCAGGUGACGAGGAUGGCUUUGUUGUUGGGAUUCCACCGUGUGUUUGGGGACCACCCCCAUUGAGCCCACCUCCGAGGAUCCGCAGGUCAGAGCACCUGCGCACUGUCGCCAGGUACAAUGCUUCUGAAAGGCAUCACGGUGUCAUGUCUCUCUGGCUCUUGACGGCUGCAUCCCUGAAGCCGAACACGGCCAGAGUGGAAUAUCUUGUUUGA